Arabidopsis arenosa is the source of this 674-nucleotide messenger RNA. NCBI's taxonomy places the organism in Eukaryota, Viridiplantae, Streptophyta, Magnoliopsida, Brassicales, Brassicaceae. The record is from the annotation of a GenBank genome assembly.
AAAUCUCUCAUCGCUCUCUAAUGUCUCAGAUGGAUCCCGACGCUGUAUCUAAGGCCUUCGUCGAACAUUACUAUUCCACCUUCGACACCAACCGCGUCGGUCUCGCUGGUCUCUACCAGGAAGCUUCUAUGCUCACCUUCGAAGGUCAAAAGAUCCAAGGAGUCCAAAGCAUCGUAGCUAAGCUCACCUCUCUUCCCUUCCAGCAGUGCAAGCAUCACAUCUCCACCGUCGAUUGUCAGCCUUCUGGUCCCGCUUCCGGUAUGCUCGUUUUCGUCUCCGGUAACCUCCAGCUCGCCGGCGAAGAGCACACUCUCAAGUUCAGCCAGAUGUUUCACUUGAUGCCGACGCCACAAGGAAGCUUUUACGUGUUCAACGAUAUAUUCAGGUUGAACUAUGCCUAAACAGAAAUCAGAUUGUUAGCAUACAUCAUCACUGCUGCAUUUCUAUACUAUUUGAGCAAUCCUUCUAUCAAUUUCUUUGGUCCUUUUUUUCUUCUUCUUCUUAUUCCUAGAUGAUUUACCUUAAGAACAGAGGAUAAUUGUCUCUCAUCAUGUAUUUGGUUUGGAUGGUUUGUUCAUUUGUCAUUACAAUCUAUUGACUUGAUAAGAGAAUUUGAAUGUUCAUUUGGCUCUUUUUCUUUCUGGGUUUAAUCCGAAUAUAUUUUGAUGGUCCAA